Molecule: messenger RNA, 2109 nt
Organism: Acanthoscelides obtectus
Lineage: Eukaryota; Metazoa; Arthropoda; Insecta; Coleoptera; Chrysomelidae
Source: the annotation of a GenBank genome assembly
CUUCAAUGACCUUCUCCCUCGUCAUUUAAAAUCAGGUGAAGGGGUUCCUCCAUUUAUGAUUUAAUAAUUUAAUUCAAUUUUCGGCACUGCGAAGACAAAUUUUCAAUUUAGAUGCCUAUUUUUUAAAUGAAAUUGACAUAAAAUCUGUCACCCACUAGUACCUCACAAACGUUAGGAGGGUACCCGUUCCACGUGAUUUUUUAACAUUCGGACGACGUCACAUCGUCUUCCCCUAUUCCCGUUCUUCGCAAAAAUUUGAGUAUCGAUUCCCGGUAGUGCACUGUUCUACACCGUGGACUCGUGAAAAAAUCCUUUUUAUAAGACCACAAACGUCAAUGUCAAAUGUCAAAAGCUGAUUGUGCUGUGUCGCUGUGUGAUGUUUUGUGAUUGUGCUUUUUCAUCGUUGCUGGGAUAAUUCCCGAUUAUUUCUUCAAAGAAAAGGUUUAUUUUUGCUCGCAAAGGAGGAUAAAACGGCAAGAAAAUGACUGUAAUUAAUAAGGUAUGUAUACCCUCCAUAAACCACUUCUUUUCUUUCGAUAUUUGUCUAGCAGAUAGUAAAACUUUCUUUUGUUAUUAAAAUGACAAACCGAUGGUUAAAUUUUUGUUGCAAUGGGCCAAGACAUAUCAGCGCAAAAGAGGCACGCUUUGCUAUCAAAGAAAAAGUCUAGAAUCCAUUCUACAAGCGAGGGAUCGAGCACAUCCGAGCCAGAGCAAGUACUCGAGGAAAAAGUACUCAAACUUUACAGUUUAUGACAUCGUUUAAAACCGUAUUUUGAUCACUCUUUCAGAUGGACGUCGAUGGUGGGCCUAAAGGCGAAGGAUUUAGAUCAUAUUAUAUCCAAAAAAUUGAGGAGCUACAGCUUAUUGUUGCUGAGAAAAGCCAAAAUUUGAGGAGGCUUCAGGCACAGCGAAAUGAACUGAAUGCAAAAGUUCGAAUGUUGAGAGAGGAAUUGAUGUUACUUCAAGAACAGGGAAGCUAUGUAGGAGAGGUAGUAAAACCAAUGGAUAAGAAAAAAGUCUUGGUGAAGGUUCACCCUGAAGGAAAAUUUGUUGUAGAUAUAGACAAGAACAUAGACAUCAAUGAUGUUACUCCAAACUGUAGAGUUGCACUUAGGAAUGAAAGCUAUACUUUACACAAAAUCCUUCCAAAUAAGGUUGAUCCACUAGUUUCUUUGAUGAUGGUAGAGAAAGUCCCAGAUUCAACUUAUGAAAUGGUUGGUGGGCUAGAUAAACAGAUUAAGGAGAUCAAAGAAGUUAUUGAGUUGCCUGUAAAACAUCCUGAAUUGUUUGAUGCUCUCGGCAUUGCUCAGCCUAAAGGGGUGCUUCUUUAUGGACCACCAGGUACUGGGAAGACCCUGUUGGCCAGAGCAGUGGCCCAUCACACUGAAUGCACCUUUAUCAGAGUCUCUGGCUCUGAACUGGUACAAAAGUUCAUUGGAGAAGGCUCAAGAAUGGUCAGAGAGCUGUUCGUGAUGGCCAGAGAACAUGCACCAUCUAUCAUCUUCAUGGAUGAAAUUGAUUCUAUUGGCUCAUCUAGAAUUGAAUCUGGAAGUUCUGGCGGCGAUUCCGAGGUCCAACGCACCAUGCUGGAACUUCUGAACCAACUGGAUGGUUUCGAGGCGACCAAAAACAUCAAAGUGAUCAUGGCGACGAACAGGAUUGACAUUUUGGAUCCAGCCCUGUUGCGUCCCGGCAGAAUUGACAGAAAGAUCGAAUUCCCGCCACCGAAUGAAGAGGCGCGAUUGGACAUCCUGAAGAUCCAUUCCAGGAAGAUGAAUCUUACACGAGGGAUCAAUUUAAGGAAGAUUGCUGAGUUGAUGCCUGGUGCUAGCGGAGCUGAAGUCAAGGGUGUAUGCACAGAGGCGGGUAUGUACGCUCUGCGAGAAAGGCGCGUGCACGUGACUCAAGAAGAUUUUGAGAUGGCGGUCGCAAAGGUAAUGCAGAAAGACUCCGAAAAGAAUAUGUCUAUCAAGAAGCUCUGGAAGUAAAUACAGUUAUUUUUAUUUGACUAGUAUCAAUGUUCAGUUUUGUAAUAAUCGCUUUCUUCGAUCUAAGAUCUAUUAGAAACCAGCGUGUAACUCUAUAAUUAUAGUGAAGGUAUGUUUUCAA